Terrapene triunguis (Three-toed box turtle) is the source of this 1087-nucleotide messenger RNA. RefSeq names its product natural cytotoxicity triggering receptor 3 ligand 1-like. The record is from RefSeq and is a predicted model, not a curated record. NCBI's taxonomy places the organism in Eukaryota, Metazoa, Chordata, Testudines, Emydidae. Bases 13 to 978 code for a protein of 321 amino acids. The transcript has 5 exons.
CGAGGGAGGAAAAUGAAGGGGAACCGCUCAGUCCCGUCACUGCCACGAGCUGGGCCAGCGAAGCCCCCAGCCCUACCUCAGAGCAUGGGGUGGGGAGCGGGCUCUGCCGGGCUGUGCUGCCGGCUGCUUGGGCUGCUCCUGUGUCUCAGCGGCGCGCUCCAGCCUGCAGAAACUCUUCAAGUGUUGAUGGGAAGCACCCCACUGAUCGUGUCAUUGAAUGAUAACAUCUCCAUACCAUGCAAGAUCUCUGGGUACAAUACAGCAGAACUGGAUAGCAAGAACGUGGGAGUUACCUGGUAUCUUAAGACUCCGAGGACAGACCAAGAAGAAAAAGUAUUCACAUUUCAUGCUGGAGCACAUAUUUCCCAUAGAAAUGGGGCCAGUAUGUCUGACAGUGACCUGAGAAGAGGAAAUGCUGCACUCUCUCUACCACAGAUACAGUUUAAGGAAGCAGGAAUAUAUAGGUGCUAUGUUAUUGUCGCACCUUCUGAUGCUCAUGGAACAGCUGUUUUAGAGGUAGUUGCUCAACCGGAAGUCAGCCUGUCUCCAAAGGAAGUUACAAUAGAAAGUGACAAGGAGAAGACCCUGUCGUGUGAAGUCAAUAAGUUCUAUCCAAAUUUGGUUGACAUUAAGUGGAUGAAGAUAUCAAAGAAUAACCAGGACAGUAGCGUAGCAGCAGAGGAUAUCCACACAGGAGCCUCUAUAGAAAAUGAAGAUGGCACAUUUAAUGUCACUAGCAUACUAAGGCUGCAACCGUCUUUGCAAGAUAAUGGAAAUGUCUAUAGAUGUAUUGUGAGUCACAAAACAUUUCCUGCCAAGUUACUUCUCAAUAGCACCUUGACUGUCACAGCCCCCAAGUCAGAUUUGAACACUAUAAUUGGAGCAGUCAUUGGAACAAUACUAGCCUGUAUUAUUGUGCUCGGUUUGGGUACUUUCGUGUACUGUAGGUGUUUGAAGAAAAUUCCACCUGUGACGUGACACUCCAUAUUCGUUAUACAAAUAUGCCUACGAUAUGAAUAUGGCAUAACUAAAAUAUAUUUUAUGCAAGAUGACUCACGUAAGAUAUAAUUGGAAAGGUUAUGAUUUA